GCGAACUCUUGGAUAAUUAACAUUGGAUAAGAAAAGAAAAUUUUUAAGUGAAAAUUUUUUCUAAAUUUUGCACACUUUUUGGUUUUAUUCCCAAGGAUAUGUUAAAUGAAAUAAAAGGAUAUAUUGGAUAAAUUACCAAAGGAUAAACAAGGAUAUUAAAUAUAAGCGUAGUUACUUUAUGUAAAAUUCGCUUAUAGAAUUAAGCAAAAAAGUACAUUAAUCUUUUAAAGAAAAUAAAUUAAUAAUUUCAUUAAUGAGAAAAAGCUAAAAUCAAAUAACAACCUUAAACCUAAAGGAAAGAAAACAAAACUUUCAAAAUGGCCAGUGAUCCGGAAAAGGGGAAAAAUGAAGAAGAAAAUUAUAAUAUACAAUUUGCAGAUGAAUAUAUUUUAUCGGAUGUUGAGAAAUCUUUUUUAUUGGCUUGUGAGCGUGGUGAUAUAGCAGGUGUUAAGGCAAUAAUUGAAGAGAAUAAACCCUUCCCGGAUAAGUUUAAUAUUAAUUGUGUUGAUCCCAUGAAUCGUUCGGCCUUAAUAGCAGCCAUUGAAAAUGAAAACUUUGAUUUAAUUGUUGUUCUGUUAGAGGAAGGCAUAGAAGUUGGCGACGCAUUACUGCAUGCUAUAUCUGAAGAAUAUGUUGAGGCUGUGGAAGAACUUUUACAGUGGGAAGAAACGAAUCACAAAGAAGGUAAACCAUAUAGCUGGGAAGCAGUUGAUCGUUCCAAAUCGACAUUUACUCCCGAUAUAACACCCCUUAUAUUAGCAGCACAUCGUAACAAUUAUGAAAUUCUAAAAAUUCUAUUGGAUCGUGGUGCCACAUUGCCAAUGCCCCACGACGUCAAAUGCGGCUGUGAUGAAUGUGUAACAUCACAAGAAAGUGAUUCUUUACGCCAUUCUCAGUCGCGUAUUAAUGCUUAUCGUGCGCUUUCAGCUAGUUCGCUUAUAUCCCUUAGUUCACGUGAUCCCGUUCUAACAGCAUUCGAACUAGCAUGGGAAUUGAAGCGUUUGCAAGCAAUGGAGUCAGAAUUUCGUGCUGAAUAUGAAGAAAUGCGACAAGGUGUCCAGGAAUUUGUUACAUCAUUAUUAGAUCAUGCUAGAACAUCAACCGAACUUGAAGUUAUGUUAAACUUUAAUCAUGAAGCAUCCAAUGACAUUUGGACUCCAGGUCAAAGGCAGACAUUAGAAAGAUUAAAAUUGGCCAUUAAGUAUAAACAAAAGACGUUUGUGGCGCAUCCAAAUGUACAACAAUUACUGGCCGCCAUUUGGUAUGAAGGUUUACCCGGCUUUCGUCGCAAACAAAGUUCUCAGCAAAUAAUAGAAGUUGUGAAAUUAGGCUGUAUGUUUCCCAUCAACAGUAUGAAUUAUCUAAUGGCUCCCGAAUCAGAUAAUGGAAAGUUUAUGAAAAAACCAUUUGUUAAAUUUAUCUCACAUUCUUGCUCCUAUAUGUUCUUUUUGAUGUUACUUGGCGCUGCUUCAUUGCGUGUGGUUCAAAUAACUUUUGAGUUACUAGCGUUUCCAUGGAUGAUCGAAAUGUUGGAGGAUUGGCGUAAACAUGAAAGAGGUUCUCUGCCGGGCCCCAUUGAAUUGGGUAUCAUUACUUAUAUUGCAAGUUUAAUUUUGGGUGAAUUAAAAUCAUUAUAUUGCGAUGGUUUGUUUGAAUAUAUUAUGGAUUUAUGGAAUAUUGUGGAUUUCAUUUCGAAUAUGUUUUAUGUAACGUGGAUAUUAUGUAGAGCCACCGCCUGGAUUAUAGUGCAUCGUGAUCUCUGGUUUCGUGAUAUAAAUCCCUAUUUUCCAAGAGAACAUUGGCAUCCCUUUGAUCCCAUGCUAUUGUCAGAAGGAGCAUUCGCUGCCGGCAUGGUAUUUUCCUAUUUAAAACUAGUUCAUAUCUUCUCGAUAAAUCCUCACUUGGGACCACUACAAGUAUCGUUGGGUCGCAUGAUUAUCGAUAUUAUAAAGUUCUUCUUUAUCUACACUUUGGUAUUGUUUGCUUUCGGCUGUGGUCUCAAUCAAUUGCUGUGGUACUAUGCUGAUUUGGAGAAACACAAAUGCUAUCAUUUACAUCCCGAUGUAGCAGAUUUUGAUGAUCAAGAGAAAGCCUGUACCAUAUGGAGAAGAUUUUCAAAUCUUUUUGAAACGUCACAAUCACUAUUUUGGGCAUCUUUUGGUUUAGUCGACUUGGUGUCAUUCGAUUUAGCCGGUAUUAAGAGCUUCACCCGUUUCUGGGCCUUGCUAAUGUUCGGCUCAUAUUCCGUAAUCAAUAUUAUCGUCUUGCUUAACAUGCUUAUUGCCAUGAUGUCCAAUUCAUAUCAAAUCAUAUCCGAACGUGCCGAUGUUGAAUGGAAAUUUGCCCGUUCUCAAUUGUGGAUGAGCUAUUUUGAAGAUGGUGGUACUGUACCACCACCCUUCAAUAUGUUCCCCUCUGUUAAAGUGAUGCGUAAAUUAUUUGGUAAGGAGCGACCAAAACGUACCAAGAGUUUUAUGAUGAAAUCAAGGGUUAAGGCACAAUCAUUACAUGAACGUGUAAUGAAACUAUUGAUACGUCGAUAUGUUACGGCCGAACAGCGUCACCGAGAUGAUUUCGGCAUAACCGAAGAUGAUAUCAUUGAAGUGCGUCAAGAUAUUAGUUCGUUGCGUUUCGAACUGUUGGACAUAUUUACAAAUAAUAAUUUUACUGUUCCGGAUAUAGAAAAGAAAUCAGCAGGUGCUGCGGCUGGUAAAAAGGGUAAGAUUUUGGAACGACGUAUUUUGAAAGAUUUCCAAAUCGGUUUUGUCGAAACUCUACAAACUGAACUGGUAAAUAAUGCAGAUGAGGGCAAGGAUAUAUUUUCAUCGCUAGCGAGUGCUAUACGCAAAAAGAGAUCACAAAAAGGUGAAAAAGAUUGGAAUGCUAUUGCACGCAAAAAUACUAUGAGUUCAAAUCCCAUUGGCUCCAAACAUUCAUCAUUACAGAGACAUUCACAGCGCAGUUUAAGACGCCGCAUUUUAGAACAAGCCAACGAAGGUCUUCAUAUGAAUCAAAAUCAACUUAUAGAAUACAAUCCCACUCUGGGAGAGGUUACAAGAGCUACGCGUGUUGCAUAUGUCAAAUUUAUGAAAAAGAAAAUGGUAGCUGAGGAAGAUAAGGAAGCCGAAGAACUGAAAUCAAGUGAAGCAGCUAACGCUACAACAAAGGAUGAAAAGCCCAGUACUAAAGCCACUUUGAAAAAAACUGAUGUUAAAAAGGAGGAUGCCGCUAAACCAGCUGCUGGAAAACCACCAGCUCCAGCUGAAGAUAAGGCUAAACCAGGUGCACCCGCUAAGCCAUAUUACUAA
This is a messenger RNA of Lucilia cuprina (Australian sheep blowfly), 3308 nucleotides long. It is a transcript of the gene trp, whose product is annotated as transient receptor potential protein. The record is from RefSeq and is a predicted model, not a curated record. Gene Ontology annotation, cellular component: membrane; cation channel complex. Gene Ontology annotation, molecular function: protein binding; inositol 1,4,5 trisphosphate binding; store-operated calcium channel activity. The transcript has 17 exons. The coding region runs from base 318 to 3308 and encodes 996 amino acids. Lineage: Eukaryota; Metazoa; Arthropoda; Insecta; Diptera; Calliphoridae. Gene Ontology annotation, biological process: calcium ion transmembrane transport; regulation of cytosolic calcium ion concentration; manganese ion transport.